UGGUGGUCAAAGCUAAGAGAAGCUGCUGACUCGCUGAAAUUAUUUCAAAUAAAAACUUUACAUCGCCGAGGACUAGUAAAAUCAAAUUGUACCAGUGCGUCGUCGGUGGCGAAACAAGAGACGGGAGACUAAAUAUUGUGAAAGAAAAGGAUUAGAAUACAUCCCUCAUAGGGCUGCGGAUUCUAGGAAGCUCCGACAUGUCCGACUGAGCUGGAAGUCAAAGGGCCACUUCAACCCAUUCCCCACACGAUGGCAGAGUCAGCGGCCACCCAGAAAACGUCAUCCUUGGAAUUGGAACCCAACUGUAGCACUAGCCAAAUCACAGACAAGGAGUCUUUUGCACCUGAAGAACCAAACAAGAAGCUGAAAGUUGAUCAUGCAUCUGGUAGCACCGAAAGCCUGCACAAUGUUGACUUUUGGUUUUGUGAAGAGUGUAAGGAGUACUUCAUAGAGGAAUGCCCAAGCCAUGGUCCUCCAGUCUUUGUCCCAGACACCCCUGUGCCUAUUGGGGUCCCCAACCGUGCUGCUCUCACUGCCCCUUCUGGAAUAGAGGUUUUCCAGGAAGGAGGAGAGAUGGAUGUGCGCUGUGUGGACAAGGACAUCCCAAGGGGGGCUCUAUUUGGCCCUUACCAAGGAGAGGUGGUCUCUCAGGACAAAUCCUCAGGAUUCUUCUCCUGGAUGAUUGUUGAUGAAAACAACACAUACAAAUCCAUUGAUGGCAGCGAUGAAACCAAGGCUAACUGGAUGAGGUACGUGCGCAAUUCUGCAGAGGAGAGCGAGCGGAAUCUGACAGCCUUUCAACAUGGCGAGCAUAUCUACUUUCGGGUGUGCCGGGACCUGGUGGUGGGUGAGAGGCUACGCGUCUGGUACAGCGACGAAUACAUGGGACGGCUCCACAGUAUGUCCCAGGACAGCAUUGACUGCAACCUGGCUGCAGUGGGAUCAGCUGUUGGAAAAUCAGAGGGUGAUCUCCAGCAUCAAGAAGAUACAAAAGGGCCAGUGCUCAGGUCAGCACUGCACGGGAGGAGGGGUCUUGGCAAGCAAACAAAUGAUGAAGGGGACUGUCAACCACAGGCUAAGAAAAAGAAAAUUGACCUCAUUUUCAAAGAUGUCCUAGAAGCCUCUCUUGGAGCCAAGAGCCUAGACAACCCCUUGAACAGCACCUUCCCCCUAAAACGUACCCGGGGCCAGCAAAUUGCCUAUCUGUUUAACCAGCCCAAGACUUCCACAGUCCAGAGGGGCUCAUCUUACCUGAGCCAACAGGAGAGCAAACCUCUUGCCCUGGCUCCUGGCUCCACCCCUGCAGAAAGAGUUGAGGGUGAGCUGGACAUGAAGUCUGUGAAGGUGGAGGAGGACCCUUCCCCAUCCUGUGAGGGCCCCUCCACCUCCUUCUGCCCUAAUUGUGUAAAACUUAAGAAGAGGAUCCGCGAGCUAGAGGCGGAGCUGGACCGCUUGCGGGCGGGACCGCAGCCUGAGUCCCUGAGUCAGGCCCCUCCUCUGCCUGAGCCACCCCCACUUGAAGAGCUACGAGUGGCAGAGGCUAUGACCCCCGUCACCGUUGUGCUUGAUGAGGACGAUCAAGACGUGGAUUCUGCAGAUGAGUCCAUCACCGCUGACCUCAUGGUAGCAGCUGAUGAAUCCUCCAAGCUGUCAUCUGGUCCAGGCCGACGGAUCCGUCGCUUCAAGCAAGAGUGGUUGAAGAAGUUUUGGUUCCUCCGCUACUCACCCACCCUUAAUGAGAUGUGGUGCCAUGUCUGCCGACAGUACACCGUCCAGUCCUCGCGUACUUCCGCUUUCAUCGUUGGCUCUAAGCAAUUCAAGAUCCACACUAUCAAGCUACACAGCCAGAGUAACCUGCACAAGAAGUGCCUACAGCUGUACAAGCUGCGCAUGCACCCAGAGAAGACAGAGGAGAUGUGUCGCAACAUGACCCUGCUUUUCAAUGCUGCCUACCACCUGGCUCUGGAGGGACGUCCCUUCUCUGACCUUCGGCCCCUGGCUGAGUUGCUGAAGAAGUGCGAGCUCAAGGUGGUUGAUCAAUACCUGAAUGAGAGUGAUUGCCAGAUCCUCAUCCACCACAUUGCCCGAGCACUAAAGGAGGACCUUGCAGAAAGGAUUCGCCUGUCGCCCUUCCUAAGCAUAAUCAUGGAUGGGCAGAAUGAUGACCUACUGGCUGACACAGUUGCCGUCUAUGUGCAGUUCAUUACCAGCGAUGGGCCCCCUGCAACUGAGUUCCUCUCCCUUCAGGGUCUGAGUUGUGCCACUGCAGAUGGGUACAUGCAGGCUAUUGAUCGAGCCUUUGCCAUCCUGGGCCUGAGGCUGCAGGAUGUGCUGAUUGUGGGCAUGGGUGUUGAUGGGUCCAACAUCUCUGCUGGUUUGAGAGCCAACCUCUACAUUACUAUCAGGAAAACAAUUCCCUGGGUGCUCUGUCUACCAGUCAUGAUCCAUCGUCCUCAUUUGGAAGUCCUGGACGCCAUCAGUGGAAAGGAGCUGUCAUGUUUGGAGGACCUGGAGAACAACCUGAAGCAGCUACUCAGCUUCUACCGGUACUUCCCCCGCAUGAUGGCUGAGCUGAAGGCAACUGCCCCCACUUUGUCAGAGGAGACAGAGUUCCUUGGUGAUAUCCGAGCUGUACGCUGGAUUAUUGGGGAACCUAAUGUCUUGAAUGCCCUGAUCAAGGAUUACCUGGAGGUGGUGGCUCACCUUAAGGAGAUCAGCAGCCAGACCCAGAGGGCAGAUGCUGCAGCCAUUGCCCUCGCCCUCCUGCAGUUCCUCAUGGACUACCAGUCUGUUAAACUCAUCUACUUUCUCCUUGAUAUCAUUGCCGUCCUCUCGCGCCUUGCUUUUGUCUUCCAGGGGGACUAUCUCCUGAUUUCCCAAGUGGACUCCAAGAUUGAGGAAGCCAUCCAGGAAAUUGGGCAGCUAGUAGACUCCCCAGGGGAGUACUUGCAAGAGUUUGAGGAGAACUUCCGGGAGAGCUUCAAUGGGAUAGACCUCAAAAACCUGCGGGUGGCUGAGUCCAAAUUCCAGUCAAUCCGAGAAAAGAUAUGUCAGAAGAGCCAAGGCAUCCUGGCUCAGCGUUUUGAUGCACGCAGCCGCACAGUAGUCAAAGCCUGCCAAGUGCUAGACCUAGCCACUUGGCCUCGGAACCAGGAUGACCUCCGAGCCUAUGGGGAAGAGGAGAUCCUGCUCAUCUUUGACCACCUGGAGGCUGUGCCCUCAGCAGCUCGUGAACCAUCUCGUGAGAGGGUGGAUGCAAGAGGCAGCUUGGUGGUGGAGUGGAGGGACCUUAAGGCUGACUACUACAGCAUGAAUGGCUUCAAGGAGGUGAUUAGCCACAUCUGCCGGUACAAGCAGCGCUUCCCAUUGCUAAAUCGCAUUGUGCAGAUCUUGCGCGUCCUACCCACUUCCACAGCCUGCUGUGACAAGGGCCGAGGCUCCCUGCAGAAAGUGCGCAAGAACAACCGCGCACGCCUCACCCUGGACCAGGUGAAUGACUUGCUGACACUGGCGGUCAACGGGCCACCCAUGGCCAGCUUUGAUGGCAAACGGCCACUGGACAGCUGGUUUGAAGAGAAAUCAGGGAAUAGCUACUCGCUGUCAGCUGAGAUGUUGAGCAGGAUGUCUGCUGCCGAUCAGAAGGCGAUGCUACAUGGCAUAGAUGUAAGCACAGAGUUUUCUCCUGACAUAUGACUAGUGAGCCUUGGCUUCAGCCAACCUAUUCCAAAAAGCCAUCCUAGAGGGGGAAAAGUGAUCAGAGCUAUCAUGUGAUUGGCCAAACCAGCUGAUGGUGGCACUGCUGCUAAGAUGGACUGAUCAGUUUCUUUUUAUGAAUGCAAACCGGGUUGUAGAAAUGUAUAUUAGCUUGUAUUAGAUGCUGAAUUAUGGACAUAUGUGUACAACUAUAUGUGUAUAUACAUGUCUGUAUGUAUGCAUGAACAAUGCAGAUAUUUAUUCAUAUGAAUAUUAAUAAUCAAUGCCACAAAUGUCACACAAAGCCACUAAUGUUUAUUUGGGUAGAAAAUUCUGUGUCCUAGAAUAAGGGUAUUUUUCUAAUGGCAGCAUUUCCAGAACAGACUUUCAAAGUCAAACUUUUUUAAUGAAAAAAGGCAUUUCCAUUAACAAAAUUGGGCCUUGUCAC
Molecule: messenger RNA, 4141 nt
Organism: Megalops cyprinoides (Indo-Pacific tarpon)
Lineage: Eukaryota; Metazoa; Chordata; Actinopteri; Elopiformes; Megalopidae
Product: zinc finger protein 862-like
Exons: 8
Coding region: 250-3693 (1147 amino acids)
Molecular function (GO): protein binding
Source: RefSeq, a predicted model, not a curated record